Molecule: messenger RNA, 1329 nt
Organism: Suillus subalutaceus
Lineage: Eukaryota; Fungi; Basidiomycota; Agaricomycetes; Boletales; Suillaceae
Exons: 2
Coding region: 1-1329 (442 amino acids)
Source: RefSeq, a predicted model, not a curated record
AUGCGCUCCGAAUCGCUCAAGCGCUCGCUAUCCGUGUGCGCUCGGUCGUCCGAAGUCCUCAAACUCCUCUUACCCACAGUUGAGAUCCUCUCCCUCGACCUCACAUCUGAAUUUUGCGAAGCCAUCAUCCCUGUACUCCCUACCUCCGCACCCCGCCUCAAUGCUCUUGAGAUCAAGGGCAGCCCCUCCAUGACUAACAAAAAUCUUUCAGAAAUUAAGUCUCUCCUCAUCAGCUAUCCCCAUGGUCUCACAGAGCUUUCCUUGAUAUGCCAACGGCAUGAUAUCCCGAGCACUGUGCUCAACAUCAUUGCACCCUGGCCAUCUCUCCGAUCCCUCACCUUAAAGCUAGGUCUCAAAAGUAUCCCUACCGCACCUCUCCACAACCUCCAGCCCUUUGCCGCACUCGCCCACUUGCACAUCUUAUUCGAUAACACUUUGGACCGUUUCAUAUCUUUCCUACGCGCCUUCCAAAUUCUCAAUUUUAAUUCUUCCAAUAAUCAUUCCAUCACAUCCUCCAACCUUAAUACAAUCCAGUUCAAUGUAGGAGGUUGCAGCUCCGCCAACACCUGGUCCGAAUUCCUCCCUUCUCUCCUCCACACGAACACAAAGCUAGAGCAUCUAAUUAUAAAUGAGACAUGCAACUAUCAAUGCCUCCCACCCUCCUCUUUUGACUUUCGCCCCAUAGUCAUGCACCCGAGUCUUGCACACAUCAGCACCCUCAGACUUUCCCCCGGUCGCACAAUCUCGAUCAUGCUCACCGACUCCGAUAUCCUCACCCUCGCUCGUAGAUGCCCCCAUCUCCACAUUCUUGACUUGGGGUUGCGGAGUACCCCCGUGUCCUUGUAUGCUUUGAACGUCCUCGUCAGGCGCUGUCGCGAGUUGUCCGAGGUUACGCUCUGCAUGGAUGUGCAGGUCGAUGCGCUCAGAGAUGAUGAAAAACCCGAGGACGAAAUAGGUCUGCAACCUAACACGCACUUGACCAAACUGGAAAUCGGGGACUCACCUGUCGUGUACGCGGGCUCAUUGCGCUCAUCGCCAGAAUUGACGAUGUCAAUUCCGCAGUUCCUGCAUGCGAUGGCGCCAAGGCUUAAGAGCGUCAAGGAUGGGGCGUGGUCCAAUGGAACAUAUGAGAGUCCAUGGAAGGUGGUGUCGUAUGCUUUGCAGAUGAUGGUGACAGAGGAAGGAGGAGUAAUCUCGGACCGCAAACCUCACCCAUUGGACCCUCAAAUUUCCAAACGAAGAAGGCAUCGGCACCGUGUUACUGGGGCUGCGCUGGAGAAGAGCAAUGAAGAAGGGCUAUCCGACAGUUAUAGUAUGAGCACAUCAUGA